AUGCUAUCUGAAAUACCUUUUUUUCCAAUUUUGCUGAUAGUAAGCUUCGUGCAAUAUUCAAAUGGUGAAUUAAAUUUGCCUAAAGUUAUAUGGUUGGGUGGAAUUGUCCCAUAUAGAAUUGAUAAGGAUUUUGAAAGUAUAAUUACUCACUACUACAAAAUAAGCAGCGAGCUCAAUCCUUUUCAUUCGAAUGUCAAAUCGGACUCAGCAAGAAAAUAUGAUCAAAUACUAGAGAAACUGAAGGGUAGUUUGCAAAGACUGGAAAAAUCUGAUGAUGAUGGACAAAGAUUUGUUCUAACAAACUCGAGAGACAAAUUGUCGAAAUCACCAGGAUCUUCGAGCAAUAAACAACUCUUUUCGCCACAUAAUUUAUACAGUGAAUUACAAACUACAAGCCAUCUUCCAAAAGAUAUCAUCCUUUACCCUUCCUUGGCUAUAACAAUGCCGUCUGUCGCAACUGAAUUCUCAGAACAAACGAAUAAAAAUGACAAAACGUUAACUGAGCAGCCAACACUUCAAUCUGCUUUUGGAACUUCGCUUAUAGAUAAUUUCGCUCAUAAGGAAUCGUUGUUAAGAGAUGAUCCUGGGACAGAACAGAAUAAUCUAAGGAUUUCACCUGUCGUAAUUGAUAAAUUUUCUGAAUCAGGACAACAAUUUGAUCCUUCACUGAUAACGACAAGAUUAUCAAGAACCAUUGAUGAAAUAUCAGAAAUAACUGACCCUUUUGCUAGCACUGACAAUCACGUUUCUCUUCCAACUGAUAGCACUACUAUUCUGUCUCCUAAUCGGGUCCCACUUGGCGCUCAGCCCACAGAUGUGCCUCUGGCAAAGAUGCAAUCAGACAUUUCCCAUGAGGGCGUGGUGAAUCCAAAAUGUUCACAGCUGCAAACAUUACUCAAACCAACCAAAGGAUCACAGUCGCCCUUCGAACAGGCACUGAAAAAUUCAUCAAAGACGUGGUCGCAAGGCCAGAAAAUCGGUCUUGGCAAGUUGUUAAGACGGGUUCGGAUUGUUAUUGGUCUCUAUCGAAACAACCCGCCUCGACAAUUUGAAAUCGUGAAAAAUAUCAUCAAACUUUAUAUCGAACGUGAACCAGAUAAUUAUAAAGAAAGCGUUUUAGAUUUAGCAAUUGAUGAUUGGGGUAGUCUUAGAGAAUUUAUUUUAUGUUCCUUAUAG
This is a messenger RNA of Dracunculus medinensis (Guinea worm), 1176 nucleotides long. NCBI's taxonomy places the organism in Eukaryota, Metazoa, Nematoda, Chromadorea, Rhabditida, Dracunculidae. The record is from the annotation of a GenBank genome assembly.